AAGCUCCCUUCCCCUCUGGCUUUCCUCCGUUCAUCUGCUCUAUAAACCUUGAGGAAGUUUCCGGGCCCUGAAACCCCUCCCCCUCAACAGGUAGCUGGGGUGAGCCCCGAACCUUGCUGCCUGUAGUCCAAGCGCCUGUGCCUCCAGUCCAGCGAGUCUGAACGUUAAAACGCAAUUCUUCACACAUCCAGGAAGUUCUCCCUUUUCUUCUCCUUCAGUGUCUCCCCUACCCCCCAAAAUUUCCCCUCCUCCUGUGCCCACUUCGCCCCCCUCCUUUGGGGGCCCCGUGACCCUGAAUGUGGGGGGCACGCUAUAUUCCACUACUUUGGAGACCCUGACCCGCUUCCCAGACUCCAUGCUGGGGGCCAUGUUUAGAGCUGGCACAUCCAUGACCCCCAACCUCAACCCACAGGGAGGUGGCCACUACUUCAUCGACCGAGAUGGUAAGGCCUUCCGCCAUAUCCUCAAUUUCCUGCGGCUGGGCCGCCUGGACCUGCCCCGUGGGUACGGGGAGACGGCGCUUCUUAGAGCAGAGGCUGACUUCUACCAGAUCCGGCCACUCCUGGACGCCCUGCGGGAACUGGAGUCGUCUCGGGUGGCUACAGCACCCACAGCUGCCCUGCUCCACGCAGAUGUGGACACCAGCCCCCGCCUGGUGCACUUCUCUGCUCGCCGGGGCCCUCACCACUAUGAGCUGAGCUCCGUCCAAGUGGACACCUUCCGUGCCAACCUCUUCUGCACUGACCCAGAAUGUCUGGGCGCCAUGCGGGCCCGAUUUGGUGUGGCCAAUGGGGACAGAGCAGAGGGGGGUCCACACUUUCGCUUGGAGUGGGCCCCCCGCCCUGUGGAACUCCCUGAGGUGGAGUAUGGGAGACUAGGGCUGCAACCGCUGUGGGCUGGGGGGCCAGGAGAGCGGCGGGAGGUAGUGGGCACACCGGGCUUUCUGGAGGAGGUCCUUCGGGUGGCCCUGGAGCACAGCUUCCGCCUGGACUCUGUCUUCCCUGACCCCGAGGACCUACUUAACUCACGAUCUCUGCGCUUUGUCCGGCACUGAGGAUACUGUCCUCAGCUUCAUU
Messenger RNA from Orycteropus afer afer, 1076 nucleotides. It is a transcript of the gene KCTD11, whose product is annotated as potassium channel tetramerization domain containing 11. Gene Ontology annotation, biological process: protein homooligomerization; positive regulation of neuron differentiation. Lineage: Eukaryota; Metazoa; Chordata; Mammalia; Tubulidentata; Orycteropodidae. The record is from RefSeq and is a predicted model, not a curated record.